AGUCUUAAACAAUAUUUCAGAAACAAUGGCGGAAAAUGGCGGAAAAGAAGUGAAGGAAGGAAAGGAGGGAAAAGAUAAAUCUAAGAAAGCUCUAGAUUUAGAUUUGACCAACUCUACCCGGGAUGUUUGGCUGGUCAAGGUUCCCAAGUAUAUUAGUGACAGAUUUUCCAAAGCUGGUCCUAAUGCCGAUGUUGGAAAACUGCGCAUCCGACGUGUACCGGGCAUGCGGGCAGACGUUACAUUUACGCUCUCAGACGCUAUCUGCGCACCUAUAGUAGGAAUCUCAGAGGAGGAAUCCCUGGAUUUAGUUCGAAACUCGUGUACAAGUCAAGCUGUACCAAAAGAACAUAAGUUUAAGAUCUCCAGUAUAGCAAACCAGACCAUGGGGGUCUUCAGUCAUAUUCCAGGAGAUAAAGAUGCCGUUCCUCCGGUAGCAGAUAAGAUACAGAUUGAGGGUAAGGUUGUACAGAGAGCAGAGUGUGGUCCAAUUCAAAAUAAAUCCUACAUGAACAUCAAGAGAGAAGCAAUCAUUAAAGCUGGAGAACCGAGAAGGAAAGUGAUGAAACUAGAGAAACAUGUACAGAACUUCCGUCCAGUAGCAAACCAUAUCGCAAACAUACAGUACGACAAACAGAAGAAGUUGGAGGGUAAGAAGAUGAGAGAUGACAAGGAGAAGGUGAUGGAGAUCCUCUUCGCUCUGUUUGAGAAGCAUCAGUAUUAUAAUAUAAAGGAUUUGGUUGGAGAGACAAGGCAGCCUGUUGCCUAUCUAAAACAGAUCCUAAACGAAGUGUGUAACUACAACGUGAAACAACCAAACAAAAACAUGUGGGAGCUGAAGCCUGAGUUCCGUCACUACAAGGAGGAGAAGGAGGUGAAGAAGAAAGAUGAGUUGGAUGAUAGCGACAGUGAUUAAAUACAGGAAGAGUUAACUGUAUCUUUGAAUUCCAGCCUGUACAUUGUACACUUGUACACUGUACGUACAGUGUACACAAUAUCUGCAUCGCAAAUGUACAAUGUUGCAGAAUUCCGCCACAAGUUCUCAAUACAUCAGGAUCCAUUCAGAAUAAUUGUGAUAAACUUCGUUAUUUUCAGA
Molecule: messenger RNA, 1093 nt
Organism: Eurytemora carolleeae
Lineage: Eukaryota; Metazoa; Arthropoda; Copepoda; Calanoida; Temoridae
Gene: TfIIFbeta
Product: general transcription factor IIF subunit 2
Exons: 10
Coding region: 26-913 (295 amino acids)
Biological process (GO): transcription by RNA polymerase II; transcription initiation at RNA polymerase II promoter
Cellular component (GO): transcription factor TFIIF complex
Source: RefSeq, a predicted model, not a curated record